Closterium sp. Yama58-4 is the source of this 1479-nucleotide messenger RNA. NCBI's taxonomy places the organism in Eukaryota, Viridiplantae, Streptophyta, Zygnematophyceae, Desmidiales, Closteriaceae. The record is from the annotation of a GenBank genome assembly.
AUGGAGCAUUCUGAUUCCGACGCGCCGACCUUCCAAAUCGGAGAGCUGAUGCCGAGGCUCCGCAAGCUGACCCUUCGCCAGAGACUCGGGCAUUACGACCCCAGUCCAAUUGUGCUGAGCUUCGCUUCUCUAACUCUCUUGGAGAGCUUGACCCUUACUGAGCGUUACCAAAGGCACGAGGAUUUUGCUUCUUACGACCUACCGGACGACAUUGGAUGCCUGCUUGCGCUGAAGGCCCUCGUGCUGCACAGGCUGCCCCUCUUGUCCCUCCCGGACUCCCUCUGCCAUCUGCCGUCCCUCGAGACGGUCGUCCUCAUCGAAUGCACCACCUACCCGCACUUCAAGCUGUACGAAGAUUUCUGCAGCCUCACGUCACUCCAAACCCUCGCCAUUGUGAAGAUGCCUUGGACGAGGCUUCCGGAGAACAUUGGAGAGCUUCCAAGGCUGCACACGCUGUAUCUGAAUGGUCAGACCCAGCAGCCGCGACUACCACUCUCCUUCACCCAGUUGACUUCAUUGACCAGACUUGAAUUGGCCAUGUGCACGAUUCAAGAGCUUCCCGAGGACUUGGGGAACCUGACCAACCUGCAGGAGUUGCACAUUCGUUCCUGCCCCCGGAUUCAGCAGCUUCCAGAGUCCCUCACAAGCCUCUCACGCCUUGAAGCACUAACAGUUGAUGACUGCUUGAAGCUCGUCUCGGUGCCUGGGAGGCUAAACAGCCUUGGGAAGCUCAAAUGGCUGGAGCUGACUGGAUGCCCCGAGCAGACUGAGCCUCCUACGUCUCUGCCGCUCUCCCUUGAGGUCUUGAGUCUUGGAAACAGCUACCACGUGGUUGAUCUGCCGGACGUCUCCGUGCUUCCUUGGCUGAGAAAGCUCUCCUUGAAGCUGGUUGGUGCGCAGGAGAGGAUGGCUGUGGGCAGCAGCUUGGCGCGCGUGAAGCAGCUGGAGUUGUCGCUGCAGGAGGAGGCUGUGGAGCUGCCCUUGUCCCUUGCGCUGCUGCCCCAGCUGCACACGCUGGUUAUCUGGAAGGCAGGGAAGAUGCAGCGGCUUCCAAGCGACAUGGCGUGGGCUGUGCCGCAGCUGAGGGCUCUGCAGGUCCACUGUGCGCGGGAAUUGAGGGAGCUGCCGGACAGCAUUGGCGCUGCAUCCCGCCUGCGCCAGCUGCACCUCUUUGACUGCCCCGCCCUGCACCACCUGCCCGCUUCCCUCACCUGCCUCUCAUGCCUCCACCAGCUGCAUGUGGAAAAGACAGGCCUGCGCUGCCUUCCUUCAGGGUUUGCGCACUUGACCAGGCUGCGCAGUCUUAGUGUGCGUGGUUGUGCGCGGCUGGAGGGUCUGCCAGAGGAUCUCACGGAGCUGAAGAUGCUGCGGUCAUUGAGUAUUGGAAACUGCAACAAGCGUGUUUGCCCUCGGUGGAACAAAGCUUUGGAACCUCGUGGGCUCGAAGAUAUGUAUGGAUUGAAAAUAGACCGUAAUUAA